This is a messenger RNA of Onthophagus taurus, 1576 nucleotides long. It is a transcript of the gene AsnRS-m, whose product is annotated as asparagine--tRNA ligase, mitochondrial. Gene Ontology annotation, molecular function: ATP binding; asparagine-tRNA ligase activity; nucleic acid binding. NCBI's taxonomy places the organism in Eukaryota, Metazoa, Arthropoda, Insecta, Coleoptera, Scarabaeidae. Gene Ontology annotation, biological process: asparaginyl-tRNA aminoacylation. Gene Ontology annotation, cellular component: mitochondrion. The record is from RefSeq and is a predicted model, not a curated record.
GUUUGGGUUAUUAUUUGUCACUGUUUGUCAAAUUGUGAAUGUUUUUAUUCCGUUCGGUCCAUGAAAUCGUAAAAUACUCAUUAAUAGUCUAAAUUUAAUGCGAAAAUGUUCGUAACAAGAACUGUUGCGAUUAGCACCAGAAAUUGGUACGGAAGAUUUUACCACACGACAAUUUCAGAUGUUUUUAAGGUUAAGAGACCCGGAGAUACCAUCAAGAUUAAAGGAUGGGUAAAAUCGUUAAGAAAACAAAAAGAUUACGCAUUUUUUGAUGUAAAUGAUGGUACACACAUUAAACGUCUUCAAGUGGUUGCUAAAAAAGAUCAGACCUUAAAAAAUUUGACGUCUGGAGCUUCCGUAAUCGUUUCAGGAAAUUUAGCUGAAACUCCAUCUGGUCAAUUAGAGUUAAAUGCAUCUGCAGUUUCAGUAGUUGGUGAAUGUGAUGUGAGAGAUGGGUACCCAUUUGCUCCUAGGAAAAUAUAUCCACCUGAAUAUACAAGGAAAUAUUUACAUUUUCGUCCAAGAACAAAACGUUUUUCAUCUUUAUUAAAAAUCAGAGAUGUUGCUCAUUUAGAGAUACACAAUUAUUUACAUUCUAAAGAUUUCAUACAAGUUCACACACCGAUAUUAACAUCAAACGAUUGCGAAGGUGCCGGAGAGGUUUUUUCCGCUAUUCCAACAAAUAAAGAUAUGUUAAACAAUAUGAUUCGACCAAAUGUGACUGUGGAUCAAGCGUAUUUCGGCUGUGAAACUUACCUUUCUGUUUCUGGACAGAUGCAUCUUGAAGCAGCAGCUCACGGUUUAUCAAAAGUUUAUUCAUUCGGGCCAACGUUUCGAGCAGAAAAUUCAAGAUCACGGUAUCAUUUGUCCGAAUUUUACAUGUUAGAAGCCGAAAUGGCUUUUAUCAAUAAAUUAGAAACACUUUUAAAUACCAUCGAGAUGUUUAUUAAAUGUGUAUCUUUUAAAAUUUUUGAUAAAUGCGCCGAAGAAAUCGCCGUUUGUAAAGAAACCGAUCAUUAUAUUUCGUCCCAUUUAAUUCGUGACUUUAAAGUUCUACCGUAUGAUGAAGUUGUCAACAUUUUAAAAAAGUAUGAAACGAAAUUUCAAAAAGCGUUCAACGAAAAGGAUGGUUUAACUAAAGAACACGAAAUCUUUUUAGUCGCACAUUGUCAAUCACCGGUUUUUAUAAUAAAUUUUCCAAAAACGAUGAAACCGUUUUAUAUGAAAGAAUUGACUGAUGAUCAAACGAAAGUUGCUGCUGUAGAUUUGUUAGGCCCAAACGUUGGGGAGAUUAUUGGUGGGAGUUUACGCGAAAACGAUUAUUAUAAAUUAAAAAAUAGUAUUCCGGGUAACGACGCUCGAUUAGAUUGGUACUUGGAUUUGAGAAGAUUCGGGAGCGUUCCGACUGCAGGUUUUGGAAUGGGAUUCGAACGAUUCUUACAAAGCAUUGUUGGGAUUGCUAAUAUUAAAGAUACAAUUCCAUUUCCAAGGUGGCCUCAUCAUUGUCAAAUGUAGCAUUCAUUUUUGAUUAAAAAGAAAUUGUUUUGUUUCAUUAAUAAAUUGUAAAGUAUUAGUUUAA